This is a messenger RNA of Acyrthosiphon pisum (pea aphid), 1420 nucleotides long. RefSeq names its product SCAN domain-containing protein 3-like. The record is from RefSeq and is a predicted model, not a curated record. The transcript has 3 exons. Gene Ontology annotation, molecular function: nucleic acid binding. Gene Ontology annotation, biological process: DNA integration. The coding region runs from base 1 to 1329 and encodes 442 amino acids. NCBI's taxonomy places the organism in Eukaryota, Metazoa, Arthropoda, Insecta, Hemiptera, Aphididae.
AUGGAAUCCAAAUUUAAUGAACAUUUGAAAAAAGUUAUCGAAACGAAAAAAUCUAACAGUACUUUUAUUUGUAAAUCUAAAUAUGAUGAGAUAAUCAAUUAUUUAAAACAACUUAAGCUAGAGAAGAAAAUUAAUUCAAAAUUGAUGAAGAAAUACGACGUAAUGACUGUACUCGGAGACGAAAAAUUAAUUAUGCCAAUAACUGCAGAAGACCUUAUUGAUAUGCAAGCGCAACCAGACGGAGAUUAUAAAUUUAUAUGUGUCCACCAAGAUCAUUUGACAAAAUUUGUUAUACUUAGGCCUCUAAGACAUAAAAGUGCCGAAGCAGUUGCUAAUGUUUUAUUGGAUAUAUUUACCCUUUUUGGUGCACCCGCUAUAUUACAAAGUGAUAACGGGCGUGAAUUCGUUAAUAAAAUAAUAUCUGAACUUUGUACUAUGUGGAAGGAUUUGAAAAUAGUUCACGGUAAGCCAAGACACUCUCAAAGCCAAGGAUCAGUUGAAAGAGCAAACCAAGAUAUAGAAAAUAUGCUUGCAACAUGGCUUCAAGAUAACAAAACAAAAAAAUGGAGCAAUGGUUUAAGAUUCGUACAAUUAAUGAAAAAUCGUGCAUACCACCAUAGUACAAAACAUUCACCAUAUGAAGCGAUGUUUGGUACACCCCCUAAAAUUGGCUUAACAUCUUCAUUACUUCCUGCAAACAUAAUAGAGAAAUUAAAAACCGAAGAAGAACUACAGGUUGCUUUAGAUUCAAUAGAGGUUCUUUCUAACGACAACAAAAAUAAUGAAGUGAUUUGUGGUAUAGAAAAAGAAGAUGAUGAAGAUCAAAAUAUAAUGAAAAAACAAAUAAAAACAAGACAAACAUAUAUUAACCAAAACAGGAAAGAGUCAUUAAAUCAUCUGAAAAUUCAAGCCAAAAAAAUGACGGAAAUGUCCGAAAAACGAUUUUGUCAAGGAAAUGUUGGGGAGUCAGUCAGAGUUAAAAUUCCUGAUGUAGAUAGAGCACGGAGUGAUCUCAGAUGUGUUCUAGGCGUGAUUAUGUCAGUGAAAGAUAACUUCUACGAAAUCGGUACGACCGAAGGAAAACUGCAACAACUAUACAGUAGAAACCAAUUUACUAUUUGUAAGGAAAAAUUUGUACAGAUCGAAGACAUACCGGGUAAUUCAAUUUCAUUGCGAGAAGCAGCCCGCUGCUUUUCUAAUUUAGGGGGACAAGGAUAUGAUCGGUGUACUUGUACACAGGGUUGCAAAACAAAUAAAUGCAAGUGUCGAAAAGCUGACAGGCUAUGUAAUUCUAAGUGUCAUUCUUCUAAAUCUUGUACAAAUAAAUAGGUAAAUAAUAUAUAAUAUAAUGAUGUUAAUUAUUUUUUUUUUUCAUUCCAUCAACAUAAUAAUAUAAUGAAUCCAUAAUUGAAUUAAAUUU